Molecule: messenger RNA, 2753 nt
Organism: Leptidea sinapis
Lineage: Eukaryota; Metazoa; Arthropoda; Insecta; Lepidoptera; Pieridae
Product: RNA-binding protein MEX3B
Exons: 2
Coding region: 138-1274 (378 amino acids)
Molecular function (GO): RNA binding
Source: RefSeq, a predicted model, not a curated record
GCCGCGACGCGACAAACAUACACGUGUAUCACGCUAUUGACCGCGGCUUCCAAACAAUCGAGCGUGACACAAUAUUUUGUAGUGACGGACGAGAGGAACACCUCUCGCAAACCGCCAAGAUUGCUUCACAAGUGGAAAUGCCUUCAAGCCUGUUCGGAGAACUGGGCGGCGACCUGGUGGAAGACCAGCGCGCGUUCCAGCUAGCUCUCGAGCUCAGCAUGCUAAACUUCCCCGAGAGUCUGCCGUCGAGGAACCCGCUGGCCAGCCCGUUGGGAUUUGCGCCGCAGUCGGACGACCGCACCAAGAAAUCACAGAACAUGACGGAGUGCGUGCCAGUGCCGUCGUCCGAGCACGUCGCAGAAAUCGUCGGGAGACAAGGAUGCAAGAUCAAAGCCCUGCGCGCGAAGACCAACACGUACAUCAAGACACCGGUGCGCGGCGAGGAGCCCGUGUUCGUGGUGACGGGCCGCAAGGAGGACGUGGCGCGAGCCAAGCGCGAGAUCCUCUCCGCCGCCGAGCACUUCUCGCAGAUCCGGGCCUCGCGCAAGUGCGGCGCCGCGCCGCCGCCGCCCGCGGGCGCGCCGGGCCACGUGACGGCGCAGGUGCGCGUGCCCUACCGCGUGGUGGGGCUCGUGGUGGGGCCCAAGGGCGCCACCAUCAAGCGCAUCCAGCACACGACGCACACGUACAUCGUGACGCCGUCCCGCGAGCGCGAGCCCGUGUUCGAGGUCACCGGCCUGCCCGAGAGCGUGGAGGCCGCGCGCAAGGAGAUCGAGGCGCACAUCGCGCUGCGGACGGGCGCGGCGGGCGCCGGGGCCUCGCCGGGGGCGGGCGGCGCGGCGGGCGGCGGGGGCGGGGGCGGCGCGGACGAGCCGCUGGCGCAGCUGUACCGCGCGGGGCUGGCGUCGCUGCUGCGGCCCGAGCAGGAGGCGGCCUUCUCGUCGGCGGGGUCGUGCUCGUCGGGCGGCUCGUCGGGGCGCCUGGGCGACCUGCUGGGCAUCUGGUCGUCGACGGAGCGCGACGAGGGGCUGGGCGAGUCGCCGUCGUUCGAGUCGGGCGGCGGCGUGUGGGCCUGGGGCCCGCCGCGGCCGUCGCCCGCCGUGUCGCCGGCGCGCGCGUGCGGCGUGUGCGGCGAACGCGCCGUGGCGGCGGCGCUGGUGCCGUGCGGCCACAACCUGUUCUGCGUGGAGUGCGCGCGCCGCCUGGCCGCCGCGGCCGCGCCGUGCCCCGCGUGCGCGGCGCCGGCGCAGCAGGCCAUCCGCAUCCGCUCGUAAGGCGAUGCGGCUCUCCGCGUUCCCGCCGUCGGGCUCGAUUUUUUUACUUAAAUCGUUAUGAAAAUAUAAAAAAAAAAAUCGCGUAAUCGAAAUCCUGGUGCCAAAAGUCGGCGCCCCGCCGGCACGGCCCGUCCGCCGCGCCGUACCUAUCGUAAGUCGGCAGAGUUACUCACGAUAUAUUUUCUUAUUAUGAACGUUUUUUAUUAUGACGUCGGGCGACCGUCGCGUCCGCCGCGACUGAGUCGAGGUACGUUACGAUAGAAUUUCGAAAAAAAGCAUAAAAUUUUAAAAAAAAGUUGUAUAAUUAUUAUUAUUAUUGAUAGCAUAAUGAGAAAUCGAAAAUUUAUAAAGCUUACCUAACGUAGUAGCGUAACAUGUAAGAUAUCGUAUUAUAAUAUAAAUCCGCGGGGGGCGCGCGCGCGGGGCCCGGGUGGGCGGCCCUAGUGAAUGUUGUUGAUGAUGAUAGGUAAUGUGAAGUGUGCCGCGUGGCGCCCGAUGGGUUGUUGAGUCGUAGCCGUAGCGGCGUAGCGCGCCGUAGCGGCCCGUAGAGUAAGCGUAGUGUAAUGGCCGCUCCAGCCCUCCCCUCCCGCACCGCCCCCCGCUACCCCGCUCAUUAUUUUGACUAUACGAUAAUUCGCUUAAAUGAUAUUAUACAUACAUACGUACACACUAUGAUUAUGAUAAUAUUAAUAUAAUGUUUGUUUUAAGUGUGUUUUAAUGUUUAGAUUUUUAUUGUAAUGUUUUUAUGAAUGAUUUUUAUCUGUACGAUUAUUAUUAUUGAUUAUUAUUUUAUGUUGACGAUGUUUUUUUUGUGAUUAUGUGCGUCCGCGCAUCUCGGUGUGCGGACCGAGGCUGCCGUAUGCUCGUUUAGUGGUUAAUAUCGAUUAAUAAAUUUAAAGUAAUAAAUAAUAAAGAAAUAAUACGACUCAUUCAUUAUUAAUUAUUAUUAUUAUUAUAAUUAUAAAAUAUAGUAGUUGUAGCGCGACAUUGACUAACCAUUACCUAUUGAUACUUAUUAAGUAUUAUUAUUAUUAUAUAAUUGAAUAAAUUUAAUAAAUGCAUAAUUAUAUUUCAUAGGAAUCAUUAUUCUGUAUAACUCUAGUUAAAUAUAACUAUAAUAAAUAUUAUGGUAUUCUAUUCUAUUGUAUUGUAUUGUAUGGGAUGAAUAUUGUUAUUUCGUUAACGGGGGGCUGCUCUUAUGGAUUCAUAUUUUUUUAUUUUUUUACCGUUAUUAGUUUUUGACUUACUCAUGUAAUGUUACGCGAGGAUUGAAAACUGCCUAUUAGAUUAUAUUUUAAAAAUAAAAGUUUCGUAAGAUCAGCCCCCGACGUACUUGUCUUAGAUCCAGUGAUUUCGAUAUUUUUAUUUUCGUAUAAAAGUGGGUUAGACGCUUUAGGUUCAAAUAACGUUGUGAAAAUUUGUGAAAUUUUGUAGACUACAUAUCUUAUUAUAAAUCUAAUAUAAACUAUAAAUUUCGAA